GUAUCGAGAUCCAGUCAUUUUACAGACCCAUUCUUUGGACCCGAAAACAUACACAGAAGGAAGAAGCUGAGAAAGACGGGAUAAAGGUAGCGGCGACAAUGUCCGAACCGCCGGAAGAAAGACCGAUCACAUCUCCACCACACAUCAACCUUUCAUCUGAAACCCUAGAUGAGACCAUUCCAUGGAUUGACUACGCUGUUCGACAAGCACGCAUAGCUCAAAGAACUACCGAAGAUACCCUAGAUUCUGCAAUCUCCAUCACUACAUCGCGAAUCAAUCGUUUCGUUUCAACCGGCUCUGCUCAUUUCCAGCAAACAAUCGAUUCUCUGAAAGAUGUGAAAUCUGAAUACGUUGCAUAUGAGGAUUUAGCAUUUGAUAAGGUCAAAGAGGGUAUUUCUAUUGCUGCAUCGUAUCCAUUCACUACAGGGACUGCUGUUGUAGGGUUGGGAUUACUGGUUUUUAAGAGGCCGAGGCGAUUCUUGUAUUAUGGUACCAUGCGCUUGCUUGUGAGUGAAGAGAAAUUGCUUGCUAGAGCUGAUGCUAAAGUAAAAGAGUUCCAAAAGUCAAUUGAUCUUCUGAAGUUAGAGAGCACAAAGCUGGAGAAGGCAGCAACUCAGGCAGAGGAGGAGAUGAAACGUGGGAGGACAAAACUUGGACAAGCGGGCAAUCAGAUCCAAAGUCUCAUUCGAUCCGCGUAUAAAAUUGAAAGACAAGCAGGAGGUUUGAAAGAAGUUCUAAGAGAGCUGCCUCGGAUGGAAGCAUCUCAAUUUCGAUCACAAGUUACAAAACUUGCUAAAGAGGCUAAACGAGAGAGGAAUGCCUUAUCGAAGGAAGUCUCCAAGAUUAGCGACUAUGGGAUUUCAGUGUGAAAACAAAAAAUGUUAAAACUCAACCAAUAAUUUCCCUUUUCAUGGGUACAAAAGCAAACACUUCUGGAGCUGCUAGCGACUAUAUGGAGCGCAUUAAAUGGUGGAGAAAACAGUCUACUUGUGGUAAAUCGUUUUUUCCAUUUUUAUAAUAGAGUUAUUUGAGAACAUUCUCAAGUGUACUAUGUUUUACACAAUCAUCAAUUGCUUUGAACUGAUUUUUUUAAGGAUUUGUUUUGUUUUAACCUAAGAAGAAAGUGAUGAGGAUUUUCAUUUAGCCUCUUUGAGUUUAUUUCUUAAGUUGUGUUUGGA
Impatiens glandulifera is the source of this 1178-nucleotide messenger RNA. RefSeq names its product RGS1-HXK1-interacting protein 1. The record is from RefSeq and is a predicted model, not a curated record. NCBI's taxonomy places the organism in Eukaryota, Viridiplantae, Streptophyta, Magnoliopsida, Ericales, Balsaminaceae. Bases 99 to 869 code for a protein of 256 amino acids. The transcript is spliced from 9 exons.